Molecule: messenger RNA, 1092 nt
Organism: Stegodyphus dumicola
Lineage: Eukaryota; Metazoa; Arthropoda; Arachnida; Araneae; Eresidae
Source: RefSeq, a predicted model, not a curated record
AUGUCGAAAAGCAGAGUAGCUCCUUUGAAGAAAUUGACGUUGCCACGAUUGGAACUAAUGGCAGCAGUCAUAGGAGCUAGAAUAGAAAAGUAUCUGGGAGAGGUUUUCAAUGAUCUUAUUGAUAAAUUUUUGUAUUGGACUGAUUCCUUAAUUGUCUUGUUUUGGAUAAAGGGUUCUGCGAAGCAAUGGAAACAGUUUGUCGGUAAUAGAGUGGUUGAAGUGCAGGAAAAAUCAGAUCCCAGGUCUUGGAAUCAUUGCAGUGGAAGGGAAAAUUCUGCUGAUUUAGUUAGUAGGGGUGUGCCAGCUCAAUGUUUGUUGGAAGGUGAUCGUUGGUGGUGUGGUCCAUAUUGGCUAAAAAGAAAAGAUAAUUUUUUCCCUAAGCAUCCACUGAGGGAGACCCCACUGGAAGUAGUAGAAACUGAGAGAAAGGGAUGCGUUGUGCAUACUUCUGUGAUUAAGAAUUUUGUGAUUGAUGAACUGCUUCAUAAAUAUUCUUCUUGGACAAAACUUUUACGAGUUAUAGCUUGGUGUCUCAGAUUUAUUGCCAAUGUGAAACGAUCAUCAAUAACAAGGACAAAAUCAAAUUUUCUCCAGACUGGAGAGCUAGCCGUAGCACAUUCUUGGGUAAUCAAGUCUGUGCAAAUGCAAGAAUUUAGUGAAGAAAUCGAUCAUUUGAAAAAGAGAAAACUAGUGAGUCCCCGCAGUAAACUCAAUAUGUUGAAUCCAUUCUUAGAUGAUGAGGGUAUUCUAAGAGUGGGAGGAAGACUAAGAAAUGCUAGCAUCGCACAGAAUGUAAAAUAUCCAGUCAUUCUGCCUAAAUCACACUAUAUUACAGAACUGAUAAUACGAUAUUAUCACUAUAAAUAUCUUCACGGAGGAGCACAAAUGCUCCAUUCAGAAAUCAAGCAGAGAUAUUGGAUUAUUAAUGCACGAGCAACUAUUCGAAAGAUCAUUCGUAAAUGUGUAACAUGCUGUCGACACAGAAGUGAGCUGUCAUAUCAAGCAAUGGGCGAUCUUCCAGCAUCCAGAGUGAAUCCCGCAAGAGCUUUUUCGAAAUGUGGUGUGGAUUUUUCAGGGUCCUUUCCAAGUUAA